Messenger RNA from Leptomonas pyrrhocoris, 7369 nucleotides. Its product is annotated as Myosin heavy chain kinase c-like protein. Lineage: Eukaryota; Euglenozoa; Kinetoplastea; Trypanosomatida; Trypanosomatidae. The record is from RefSeq and is a predicted model, not a curated record. Gene Ontology annotation, molecular function: ATP binding; protein serine/threonine kinase activity. The transcript has a single exon. Gene Ontology annotation, biological process: protein phosphorylation. The coding region runs from base 2069 to 7369 and encodes 1766 amino acids.
GAGCAUUCGCCGACCCCUUGUCUGCUUCGCUCUCCCACACAUCACCGACAUCUUCAGGUCACAGUAGUCAAGACGAAGCGGACGUUGCGGUGUGUGCGAGGUGAGAGCUGAAAAAAGCGGUGGUAGGCUGUCUUCUCUAACUGUGUGUGUUGCGUAUACAGGUACCGGCAUAUAUAUAUGCUUCGGCGCUGGGAUUCGGACGGCACAACUUCAAGUAUAUUUGUAAUUUAGACUGGUGAGACACAAUUCGUGUUUUGCAUCUCAUAAAGGAAACACACAUUAAGAAAAACGAAGCUAAGUCUCUUUGGAUUUCUUUUACGGGUCUACGUUCGCGCGCGGGCCGUGUCUUUCUUCUGUUUACUUCCUUUCUUUUUUUCAUCAACUGCGAAAGGGACGUGCUUCAUCCCACGCGCUCACGUGCCCACCCGCAAGCCUUAACACAUUUAUUGAUUUAUUUGUAAUUUUUCUUUAUUAGCAUUUGGCGUUUUUUUUCCUCCUUUUUUGUUUUCUCUGGCGCGGUAUGUGUAUGUGUGUGCUGGUGUACGUCAGUCUUCCAAACCCGCAUAAAAGGAGUCAGGGCACCCCGCACGUUGCUACUUGGAUAAGACAAUCAAAACAAACAAAACAAGAAAGGCGACAAGGGCUUGCCUUUUCUCUGCUUUUAUCUUCUCUUUGCCCCCUCCCCUUUUUUUCUUCUUCUGCUGCCGAGGAACGAGCUGUGGAGACACGUACGAAGAGAGCGGCAGUCUCUCCUUGAAAUUCCAUCAAAAAAGGAAAGAAGAGAAGAGUAAAGAAAAAUAAUAACGUUUUUUUUUUGCUUUUGCUGUUUGUAUAUUACUCUACUGGAUCGACGAGAAACAAAGCAAGACAGCAUUCAUUUUUUUAAGACUUUUUUUCUCUUCUCUCUCCCUUUUUGUUUCUUUCUUCUUUUGUGAAAUUCUACUGUGUGCAGCUUCUUCCACUUCCUUUUUUUUGUUUUCGUUAAAUCGGAAAAUCUGUUGUUUGCUUUUGUUUCUCUUUUCCAUUUUCCUUUUUUUUAUUCAGCUUCGCUUCCUUCCUUCCUGCGACAAACUCAUAAGUCACCCGUGGGAACGUUUACGCCUCACACAACGAUACACUUUACGUAAAAAAAGAAAAAGGAUAGGAAAGGUUAAGAGAAAAGCGCUCUAUCAUUUGUUCACUCCCCUUCUUUUUGUUUUUAGUUCUCUCCCUUUCAAACGUUUGCUUCUUGGUUUUCUCGAGAAGCCGCUCUUUCUCUCUCUUUCCUUUUUUGACCUAUUCAGAACACUUUACUUUCAUUUUAUAAAAGUCGACGUCUUCACCAUAAGCGGCUUUUAAUUUUUUUUCCCCCUUUUCCUUUUGUUGACGGGUAUUUUCGCUUGUGGUAGUUGUGAUCUUGUCGUGCCCUUUUGACAAGUUUAAUUGACCUUCGCAGCUGGGGAUUGAACUGAUAGCGGUGCUACGUUAACCUCCUCUAUCUUUGCAUUUAUUGUUAUAUAUUCUCUCCGCUUUCUGUAGUUCCUUUCGCUUCUUUUUUUCUUCUCCGCAGCAGCGCUUCUGGCGGGGUGUAUUUUCCCUCAUUUUUUUUAAUUUAUUUCUUCGUGUCUGUGUGUGUGUGUGUCUCAGCUUUUGCGUAUUCAUUUUCAUUCUGCUAUAUUACGCGUUUUGCUGACGAGACGUGGAAAUCUGUUGUUAUGAUUUAUUUCCUUGUCCUUCUUGACUUUUCCCCUAUUUCCUUUGUUUUUGAUUUAUUGAUUAAAACCACUUUUUAAGCCUUUUGAAGAACUGUUAUUUAGCUGCUGCUACUUCUUUUUCGUCUUCUUUGUUUCUUGCUUCUCUCUGCGUUGGCGGAUACAUAUUUUUUUUUGUACUACCACAUCUGGGCGAUUACUUGCUUGCCAGCUCUUCAGAGUGAGAGCUGCGCAGAGAAGUGUACGGUGGGACUUGCUGCUUCACCACCGCCGACCAACGAAAUCGAGGUGUGGGGACGUACACCACCGUCGCUGCACUCAACGCUGCAGCAACGUCGUCCAGCACGACUUCUAUUUCUGCCUCGCCGCAGCGAUUCAUGGGUUCCUCGCCGCUACCACUGGGCGAAGAAACAGCAGCGAAACCACAGCACCGUGCGGAGACCAUGAGCAGCGCGAGUGAUGGCUCCGUAGUCGCUGUAGCAGGGCCGUCGCCGCUGGUGUCGAACGAGGUGGAGCAAAACGAUCGCGACGCCAAUGGUCGGAGUGAAAGCCGGCAGGCUGCCCCACCUGCUUGUCUGCGCUCCCCGCACCGCGAACGUGACGGCAGCUGGAACGCGGGGGUGAACUCAAAGGACCGCACAGCGCUGCCACGACCAGGGGCCGGAGUGUCGUUGCUCCCACUAUUACCCACCGUCGUGAACGCCGCAAAGGAGGCGUCUGCCACAGACGUGCAGGGCUCAUCCCACCACCUAUUGAUCCCGCCGACGACCUCGUUGUCCACAGCCACAGAGCAGCUGUCGGCGUCGUCCGACCACAGAGCGCGGCGUCAGCAGCUGUCGUUAAUGAGCAGCUCCCGUGACCUCGCCGCACACGUCUCUGGGCUGAAUAACUCGGACGGCUCCUUCACCCUCUCCCCGAAGCGCAGCACGCGAGACAUCUCGUCCACCGGCUUGCGCGGCCCGAUCCCGGAGAACGCCCAAAUAGCCGCGGCUGCGCAGUCGCCCAUGUCACACAGUGGUGACGUGCGUCUCCACCCGGCCGCGAGCGCAACAUCCGGUGCGAACGCAUCACACACCGCGGCUGAGACCCUCCGCGACGGCGGAGCAAAGGAGCCGCUUCCUCUGCUGACUCGCUCUCUCGUCUCCUCCUCCGGCGCGCAGGGCCGCCGCCUGACCGGCGAGCUCUUAGACGCUGACGUAAAUGCUGCUGCAGAUGCGGUUGCGACUCUCCCCGCGCCACGUUCAUCCUCCAUGAGCUCGAUGCACCGCGAUGAUGACGGCCUGCAACAGCAGCGGCAUGCGGUGGUCGUGGAAGAGGUACGUGCCGUGUUCCAGCCCCCACCCACCGGACCGUCCGUCGCAUCGCCGCCGCCGCCGUCGAAUGGCAGUAACAUCGAAGACGCGUACCGCUGCUUUGCGCCGUGCUCCAUCACCCCCGGCCCCGAAGGCAGCGACAACAACUCCCGCCAGCAGACGAGCCGCUUCGCCGACGAGGACAACGACACCGGCGAAAAUCAGCCGACGUUCGCGCUGUGCCCAACGGAGGCGGAGGAGGUCACCUUUUCCAUGGUGCCGGUGCUCCCGACAGAGGCCGGCCUCCACGGGGACUUGCCGUCUGUGUCAGGGAUGGCCACCGGACCGGGCAACUCCCACACGUCGCUGCAGACCCCCGAUGCGCGGACGGUGGUCUCGGCAACGGGCAGCGCGGUGGUGUCGGGCAUCUUUCCCCCCUGCGUCGGCGGCAGCAGCGGCGCUGUGGUCGACGCAGCACGACGCAACUCGAGCAGCAUCAUGAAGAACGGCAGCGGCGAUCAGGACUACGCCGCCGCCGCGACCGCCGCGCGAGGCGCCACGGAGGCGCGACGGGCCAGCGACUCCUUUACAGAGGCCGUCGACCCCAAAGCAGCGAAGCGACACCUGAAGAAGGAAAAGAAGGUCAAGAAGGUCAAGAAGGCCAAGAAGGAGAAGCAACAACUGUCAAAAGAGGCCACAGUGGGCGCUGGUGCUGCCGCUGCGGCUGCGGUGGCGGCCCACCGCUCCGACAGCGAGAUGCAACGGAAGCGGCAGCGCAAGAAGCAGGAGAAGCGGGAGAAGAUGAAGAACCUGUCCACCGAGGAGCAGCGCCGGUACAAGGCCGAUCAUCAGCGACGGCGUGCGGCGAAAGUAGCGCAGCGCUGCUCGAAUGGCGCGUCGCCCGCGCCGGAGGCGGGUGCCGUGGGCGCAAUGGUCCAACCGCCGCCGCAGCAGCACGCCGGCGACGCCCUGCGCUCCCUGUCGACUGCGUCGCCACCUCCGUCGAAACCGCACGACGUAGGCGCGGCGGCUUGUGAAGGCGGCCCUGCCCUUGUCCCGCUGGACGCCGCCCAUCCACCCCUCUCUCUCACACCCGAACCGCCGAACUUGGACGAAGGCGACAACGGCAGCGCCAACGGCGACACCCCGAGUGCGGUGCUGGACAUGGUGCAGUCCAUGCCGCAGCUGGCGAACACGAUGCGACACUCCGGCGACGACCGCACAGGCGGGACGCCGCUGCUCCACGCGCUGCGGCAGAUACGCCGUUGCACGAGUGCCCAGGGCCCGUCGGUGCCCCUCGCGAUGCUCUCCGCCACCCCGCCUCACGGCUCGACCAGCGCCCCGCGCAACUUCCGGCGCCGCUUUUCGAGCGAGGGACCCCUCAACGCGACCCCGCCGUACCGCGCCGGCGGCUUUCUGUGCCUACCGGUGAAUGAGGACGCGGCAGGACUGCAGCAGGAUCAACAGCAGCUGGUGGAGCUGCAAUCAAAUAAUCCCGGAGGCGCGACGAACGUGUGUGAAAGCGAAGAAGGCGCGGCGGUAGGUAGCGGUGCGGAGGAAUGCCAGAUGCAGGCCCGUCAAACGGUGCCCGGCGGCGUGGCGUCGGACACGGCGCCGCCGUUCAUUUUCCCGCGCCCGCCCUCCUCCGCCGCCGGCUCCGGCACGAUUGCAAUUUUGGAACUGAAGAACCAGCACCAGGACCACGUGCAACCGCAGCAGCGACCGCUGCAAGAGGAGCGGCGCGCCACCACUCCCUCCCUCCACGGUCUCGUAGAGAGCACCAACGAGCACUCCGACGAUCCUCGCAGCGUCGGCGACAGUAUUGCUGGCGCAGGGGCGACGAUGCGGCCGUCAGCCGAGCUGCCGAACGUGCGAGUCUGUGCAGCAUCGAGCGUCUCGUCGCACGCGGCUCCGCCGGCAACGGCGUCAUGUGCGGCGGAUGACCAACGGGGCGUACGGGAAGAGGCGAUGUACUCUGCAAAGAAGAACAGCGACGAUGACGGGAGCAGUGCAGGGACGCCUCAACAACAACAGCUGCGGCAACAGCGCAGUGAUAUACGGGAAGUCGAAUCGCUGUCGUACUACUCCUCCGUCGCCUCCUGCUCCUACAGUCACUCGCGGGGUGGCAGCGCGCACCGCCACGACGACCACCGCGAGGGACGCCGCAGCGUCGCCGAGGCCCGUGCAAACUACGCCGCCGCCGUCGCCGCCGCAGCGAAGAGCAAGAAGAUUAAUGCACCUAGCAGCAAUGGACUGCGCAGACCCUCCUCACCCGCUUCGUCGUGCAUGUCCCUCCGCAGCCGCAGUCGCGACGACGAAAGCGACGUUUGUGGCAGCUCGUCGUACAGCUACAGCUAUUCGAGCAGCACCGGUGGCAGCAGCACGAGCAGCACUGGGAGCGUCAUGGCCGAGACGCUGCCCUUAAAAGAAGGCUGCUCCACCGCCCCACCAGCUGCCGCCUUUCACGACCUCAAAUACCGGUGCGGCUGUGUGUCACAGCUGCAGGCCUACGCCGAGACUGCCGUGAUUCACGAGUGGGACCUCACCGAGGGCUGCUGGGGCAGCGUGGAUACGUCCGUGGUGCUGAACCCGCAGCCCUUCGCGAAGGGUAACAUGCGGGCCUCGUACUACAUGAUCGACAUGCGCCGCCUCAACUGCAUGUUGGUGGCGAAGCGCUACCUGAAAUCGUCCGUGGCGGAGGACCAGUACUUCGAUGAUGUGUCGAUGCAUAGCAUCUCCGGCCACUGGGCACGGCUCUUCAACGCGAUGCAUCCCCCGAAGAAGGUGCGUUUUGUCCCUGCCGCCGUCCUCGUCUUGCCACGGCACAGCCCGCCGCUGGUCCUCGCGAUGGAGCCGCUGCUGACGGGCAAGUUCGUGAAGUACAACAACAACUGCGGCUACGUGCGCCGCAACGCGCGGUGGACCCCGCAGGCGUUCUCCCACUUCACCUACCAAGCCAGCAACCACGCGCUGAUGGUGGUCGACAUCCAGGGUGUCGAUGACUACUACACCGAUCCGCAGAUCUUGAGCCCGGACGGGGAGGGCUACGGGCGUGGGAACUUAGGCAAGAAGGGUAUUCGGCGCUUCUUGGAGAGCCACAAGUGCAACGACGUCUGCCGCGCCGUCGGCCUCCUCCCGCUGCGGCGCAACUCAAAAGGGGCCGUCGUCGCACCGUUGAUGGCGGCAAAGAACGCCAACGGCGGCUCUCUCCCCGCCUCCGCCGGCGCGCAGGAGCGACUCGUCGCGGCGUCCUCCUCCUCCGGCGUGAAGGACGAACGACUGCCACCGAAGAUCCACACCUUGUCGCAGCAGGGCCUGGCGAACAGCUCUCACGGAGGUGAUCGGAGUCCGCUGAUCAGCGGCGGACCGUGCACCCCCAACUGUGGAACAAGCGCCGGCAUGCAGACGCAGGUGGGCGGCCUCGCGGACGGCUCUCGCACUGGCAGUGAGGCCGGCAAAUACGCCUCCCCACCACCGCUGUCGUGGCACCACCACAGUAGCAACAACAACACCUCGUAUAACCACAGCAGCGGGCUCACCUCACCGAACCCAGCCGCGGCGCUGAUGGGGCCGAGUGGGUACCUCCACAACGGCAACGGCGGGGCGGCGGUGGCGGGCGGCGCUGCUGGCCUGAUGCACCACAUGAACGGUGGUGGUGGUGGAAGUGGCGGGAUGGUGGGGGCACCCGCCCUCGGUUACAGCGUGAAGUACGUGCCCUACCCCCGCCACGCCAUGGUGCGACCACAAAGUCAGUACUUCACGUCGACGAUUGCGGGGGGUUUAAUGGCGGUGCCGUCCAGCGCAAACAGCCCCGGCGCACUCCCUACCCCGUCAUCGCCGGCGCUCUACCUGACAAGCGGGAUGUCAGGCCCGUCGCAGCAGCAGCAGCAGCAACAGCAAUCGUCACAGCAGCAGCACAGUCCCGCCACACUGACUGGUCAAGCAGGUGCCGGUGGCGUUGGAUCCGCGGCGGUGCCACUGCUGCGACCGCCCACGAUGGGUCGGGCUGGCGGCGGUGCUGGCUGCGGCUAUCCAGCAAGCCCGCCGAACAUCACCGGCAGCGACGGCUUCACCAGCGUCUCCCCGCAGAUGACGAACUCGAUGCGGUUGGAGUCGAGUUUGCACCCGCACCCGCCCAAGUCCCGUCUCUCCUCGGUGGGUGGCCUCUCCGUCGGUGCACCGAUGACAUUGAGUCUGAGCGGAGGCGUGCAAAACGUGUCGCGGACCAACUCGUUCAUUGUCAUGAAUCCAGUGGUGCAGAUGACGCCGGAGAUGCCGAUGACGGGGGGAUCGCACCCGCGGCGGCAGUCUUUCACCCGCCGUCCGGUCUUCUCCGCGGUUGAGGAGGGCGCCCGGAUCAAGACAGGGCGUCACUCGCGUCGUUAA